Heterocephalus glaber (naked mole-rat) is the source of this 2721-nucleotide messenger RNA. Lineage: Eukaryota; Metazoa; Chordata; Mammalia; Rodentia; Bathyergidae. The record is from RefSeq and is a predicted model, not a curated record.
CGAAGACAGGUGAGACUUGGCGUUCUGGGGCGGGAAAACUGAAGCACCCAGAGAUGGGAAUGGAGGGAAGGACUCGUGAAGGCAGCAGCACUGGGCCCUGGAAGUAAAGAGAAGGCUGAGCUACUGAUGGGAUACCAGAAUGGUGCCUUCGCUGAAGCUUCAUGACUUCAUGGAGGAGAUUCGCGGGGCCAAGACUCAGGCCCAGGAACGGGAGGUGAUCCAAAAGGAGUGUGCCCAUAUCCGGGCGUCCUUCCGUGAUGGGGACCCCUUGCAGAGGCACCGCCAGCUGACCAAACUGCUCUACGUCCACAUGCUGGGCUACCCCGCCCACUUUGGACAGAUGGAGUGCCUGAAACUGAUCGCCUCCCCCCGAUUCAUAGACAAGAGGGUGGGCUACCUGGGAGCUAUGCUUCUGUUGGAUGAGAGGCACGAUGCCCACCUGCUCAUUACCAACAGCAUCAAGAAGUGAGAGGGUUCUGGGGGCACUGGAAAUCAGGGAAAUGAAAUGGGAAACAAAUCCCAAGGGGCUGCCUGCUGUACUGGUGAGAAGGACUGGUUUUCUCAGAGGCCUGACUGACCAUCCUCCCAACCCUGCAGUGACCUGAGCCAGGGGAUUCAGCCAGUUCAAGGCCUGGCUCUGUGCACUCUGAGCACCAUGGGCUCUGCUGAGAUGUGCCGGGACCUGGCCACAGAGGUGGAAAAGCUGCUCCUGCAGCCAGGCCCCUAUGUGCGCAAAAAGGCUAUUCUGACUGCAGUGCACAUGGUUCGGAAAGCCCCUGAGCUCUCUGACAUCUUCCUUCCACUUUGUGCCAAACUGCUUCAUGAGCACCACCAUGGUAGUACCCAAGCUGGUGCAGAUCCUCCGAACUCUGGUGACAACGGGGUACUCCACAGAGCACAGCAUAUCUGGAAUCAGUGACCCUUUUCUGCAGGUCCAGAUACUUCGUCUGCUUCGGAUCCUGGGCCGGAACCAUGAAAAAAGCAGUGAGACCAUGAAUGACUUGCUGGCCCAGGUGGCCACCAACACAGACACCAGCCGAAACGCCGGCAGUGCAGUGCUGUUUGAGACAGUACUCACCAUCAUGGACAUCCACUCUGCAGCUGGCCUACGGGUUCUAGCUGUCAACAUUCUUGGUCGCUUCCUGCUCAACAGUGAUAAGAACAUUAGGUACGUGGCUCUGACCUCAUUGCUGAAGCUGGUAAAGUCUGAUCACAGUGCUGUGCAGCGACAUCGGCCCACUGUGGUAGAAUGUCUGCGGGAAAGCGAUGCCUCCCUCAGCCGGCGGGCCCUGGAGCUGAGCCUGGCUCUGGUGAACAGCUCCAAUGUGCGAUCCAUGACACAGGAGCUGCAGGCCUUUCUCGAGUCCUGCCCCCCGGAUCUUCGGGCUGACUGUGCCUCAGGCAUCCUGCUGGCUGCAGAGAGGUUUGCUCCAACCAAGCGGUGGCAUAUAGACACCAUCCUGCAUGUGCUGACAACGGCAGGCACCUAUGUGCGGGAUGAUGCAGUGGCCAACCUGACCCAGCUGAUUGGAGGUGCCCAGGAGCUACAUGCCUACUCUGUGCACCGCCUCUACCAUGCCCUGGCAGAGGACAUCUCUCAGCAACCGCUGGUGCAAGUGGCCACCUGGUGCAUAGGGGAGUAUGGGGACUUCCUGCUGGAGAACUGUGAGGAAACUGAACCCCUUCAGGUAGAAGAGGAGGAGGUGAUGGCACUACUGGAAAAGGUGCUGCAGUCCCAUAUGUCCCUGCCAGCCACCCGCGGAUAUGCCCUCACGGCCCUCAUGAAGCUCAGCACCCGGAUCCAGGGGGACACCGACCGCAUCCGCCAGGUGGUGUCCAUCUACGGGAGCUGUCUGGACGUGGAGCUGCAGCAGCGGGCUGUGGAGUAUAACGUGCUCUUCCAGAAGUAUGACCACAUGAGGGCUGCUAUCCUUGAAAAGAUGCCCCUUGUGGAGCAUGGUGGCCCCCAGACUGAUGAAGAAGCAAAAGAAAGCAGAGACGACACAGCCCCUGUCCCCACAGAGCCCCAGACCUCAAAGCUCUUGGAUCUGCUAAAUCUCCUGGAUGAUACUUCUGGAGACACCCAGCAGCCACCCUCUCUGAAUCCCUCCCCAGAGGGUGCACUAGUACACCUCCUUGAUCUUCCCUGUGCACCUCCACCCCCAGCUCCCAUCCCAAACCUCAAAGUGUUUGAACGUGAGGGAGUACAGCUGAAUCUGUCUUUUACUCGACCCCCUGGAACCCCUGCUUUGCUCUUAAUCACUGUCACCACCACCAACUCCUCAGAGGAUGAGGUCACUCACUUCAUCUGCCAGGCAGCUGUGCCCAAGAGUGUCCAGCUGCAGCUCGAGGCCCCCAGUGGAAACACAGUUCCAGCUCAGGAUGGCCCGCCCAUCACUCAGCUCUUCAGAAUCCUCAAUCCUAACAAGGCCCCUCUGCGGCUAAAGCUGCGCCUCACCUACAACCACUUUGGCCAGUCAGUGCAGGAGAUCUUUGAGGUGAACAACUUGCCUGUGAAGACAUGGCAGUAACUAUCUCCACUCACUAUCCAAAUCCUCCUGUGUCCCAAAGCCCCUGGCCCCAACAGCUGGGGUCCUACCCCUGAGGGCCACCACCAGGUGGCACUCUGGCUCUGCAUUUGUCACUGCAAAACUGUGAGGGUCUGCCCCCUCCCCCACAAAUACUGAAAGCCCAAUAAAGCCUGAGAGGCAGAAAACCGUA